Messenger RNA from Mangifera indica (mango), 2568 nucleotides. RefSeq names its product probable disease resistance protein At4g27220. The coding region runs from base 644 to 2218 and encodes 524 amino acids. Gene Ontology annotation, molecular function: ADP binding; ATP hydrolysis activity. NCBI's taxonomy places the organism in Eukaryota, Viridiplantae, Streptophyta, Magnoliopsida, Sapindales, Anacardiaceae. The record is from RefSeq and is a predicted model, not a curated record. The transcript is spliced from 2 exons.
AAACAUUAUUGUUUUUUAUGUGGUAAUUAAAAUAUUAGCAAGACUUGGGCGUUGAAUCUUCUGUCUCUUCAGCUUCUUCAUUCUUACACAAUCAUUAAUGCUUUCUUUCUUACCUGCAAACAAGUAAAGCAAACACUCUGUAGUCUGUGGUGCUUCAAAACUUACCUCUACUUCUCAGAGAAACAUACAGAUCAAGCCAUCAAGCUGUACUUGUAGUUAUCUGUUUGCUUCAAGCUAGACUAUGUUCAUUGAGGGUUGCUCUUAAAAACUUUGAUUUUUAUAGUUGUUUGUUGUGUGUGCGUGUGUGUGUGUGUCUUUUUUUUGUUUCCUGAGAACGCUUAGAAGUUUCAUUCUUUAUCUUUUCUGUUUCUUUUUGUUUCCCUGUUUUCAUUAUUGAGUUAUCGAUUAGCCUUGCUUUUAUGUUCAGUAUUCUCUCUGCAAAACUAGAUUUUGUUCGUUAAGCUUUUCUCUUAAAUAUUUGCUGAAAUAUUUUGUUAUAUAAUGUUGUCCACUUCUUUUUCUUUCCUUUCCCUUGCCUCCUAAGCACCCUUUACUUGUGGCUUUACUUGAGAAGGAAAAAAAAAAAAAGAGAGAGAGAGAGAGAGAGAGAUAGAGAGAGUGUGUGUUCAAGUGUUUAUAUGCAAUGGCUGAAGAAAUAGCUAUCAGUACUGCUGCGGGACUUGCAUCGAAUGCUACAGAGUCGGUAUAUGAUUUGCUUAAACAGCAGAUAUCAUAUGUGUUCAAGUACCAGAGCUACAUCAAUGACCUCAAAAAACAAGUUGAGGAUCUCAGAAAUAAAAGAGAAACAGUAGAGAAACCUGUAGAGUCGGCUGAAAGACAGGGGAAAGAGAUUUAUAAAGCUGUAAAGAAAUGGCUGAGUGAUGUAGAUGAGUUCACUGAAAGGGUAGAAAAGGCCAUCAUUGAGGAUGAGGAUGAAGCAAACAAGGGCGGCUGUUUCAAAUUGGGGUCAUGUCCUAAUUUGAUUCAACGUUACAAGCUUGGAAAGCAAGCAAUGAAAGCCACAAUGGAUGGUGCUGAUUUGCUGGGGAAAGGCAAUUUUAGUUGUGUUUCCUACCGUCCUGCUCUACAGAGGACAGAAUCCAUGUAUGUUAGAGACUAUGAGGCGUUUGAUUCUAGAGAGCAAGCUUUUCAGGAAAUUAUGGAGGCAUUGCAGGAUGUUAAUCUUAACAUGAUUGGGGUAUAUGGGAUGGGAGGCGUGGGCAAAACCACACUGGUCAAAAAAGUAGCUUGGGAAGCAAAGAAAAACAAGUUAUUUGAUGAGGUGGUGAUCGCCGAGGCAACACAAACCCCAGACUACAAAAAAAUUCAAGAAAAAGUUGCUUAUGAGUUAGGCCUGGAAUUUAGGCAGGAGGGAGAAUAUCAGAGAACUGAUCUAGUACGUGACAAGAUAAAGAAGCAGAAGAACUUACUAAUAAUUUUAGAUAAUAUUUGGACAAAACUUGACUUGGAUAAAAUUGGAAUUCCCUUUGGUGGUGUUGGGAGAGAAAAAGAUGAGAAGAUCAGGCCAUGCACAAAAGUUGACUUGGAUGCAAUUGAAACUCCUCUCGGUGAUGUUGAAAGAGAAAAAGAUGAGAAGAUCAGGCCUUGCACAAUAUUGUUGACUUCUAGAAAUCGGGAUUUAUUAAGCAAAGAUAUGAAGACUCAGAAGGACAUAUUCAUUGGUCCUCUAUCUAAUGGAGACGCGUGGAAUAUGUUUUGCAAGAUUGUGGGUGAUGCUGCUGAAAGCUCUGAUUUUCGUCCUGUAGCAGAUGAGAUUGUUAAGAAAUGUGGCGGUUUGCCGGUAGCAAUUUCACUAAUUGCAAAUGCAUUGAAAAAUGGGAGUCUUCAUGCCUGGGAUGAUGCCUUGGCUCAACUAAAAAGGUCUAAUCCAAGACAUAUUCUAGGUAUGAAUGAAACUUUGUAUUCUAUGACAGAGCUGAGUUAUGAAUUUCUGAAAAAUGAGGAAGCUAAAUCAUUAUUUCUUCUUUGUGCUCUCUACAAUGUUGGUGAUAGUGUGUUUAUUGAUGACCUAUUAAAAUAUAGUAUGGGUUGGAAUUUGUUUGAAGACGUUUAUACGUUGGAAGAAGGAAGGAAUAGAUUACACAGGUUGAUAGAUCAUCUCAAAGCUUCUUCUUUAUUGUUGGAUGGUACCUAUGACAAUACAGUUAAAAUGCAUGACAUUAUUCAUGCUGUUGCUGUAUCAAUUGCAUCAUGUUAGAGCUCGUGUUUAUGUAAAGAAGAGAGGCAAGAGAAACGCUAAUGCAAUUGAGCAAGGUGAGAAGAUGAUAACCAAUGAUGUCAACACAGGUGGGGCUGAGAAAUUGAUAUAUGGCACUGAUAAUGUUAAUACGGGUGGACAUGCUGAGAAAUCAAUAGAUGGCAGCUUUACAGAAACAACACAAGUCACAGAGCAGCAGCAAGAAAUUAGGAGUAUGCAGAAAAAAGAGGAACCAGGGAUGUAUUGUAUGCUGAGUUGGCGUAUCAUGAUUGGAAGGGCAGUAGUGAGGGGAGCAUGGUAGAAAAAGGGAGCCUGGAGAGCAGAGGAGGGGAGGAAAAAUCAUUUUUGAA